AUGGAACCUCACCUGAGCAUCCUGGACCUCUUGAAGCAAGCGUCCAAGGACGCAGCAGAACUUGAACGAGAGAAUAAUGACCUCCGCAAAGAAGGUACAAGAUCUGGGACCGACCUCUUUGACGAGGUGGACGAGCUGCAGGCUCAAGUAAAAACACUCUCGGAGUCCAACCAGCGUUACAAAAGAAGGCUUCGCAAGCUCCGCAAGCAGGAAAUCAACAGAGAGGCAGCCGACUUGGUGGAGGGUGACAGUUGGAUACCGGGGCAGGCGACGGAACAUGUGCGACGGUGUGGCGUGCUCUCUGAGCUCGCGUUGCAGUUGUUGCGAGCGUUCAGAGACUUGAUGGCUUCCAACGCGUUGGAAGAUAAAGAAGAAUGCCCCAUUUGUAUGGAGCCGCUCCGCGUCGAAAGCGCGAAAAGCCCUGACGAUGGAGACAUGGGGAAGGAAUGCGCAACCUGUUCUCAGUGUCGUCAGAGAUAUCUCCACGAGGACGCCGAGACAGUGCGAUACACUGCGGCACAACAGUGGGACGCCUUGUUAGACAUCGCCAACAAAUGGACCAGGAUGGACACUGCUCAAGAUAAAAGCGACGACGAGAUGGAAGAGGACGCCUCAGAGGAAACCGAGUCCGUCAUGGCAGACAACAUGGGCACUCCAAGGGCUUAUGCUGGUGCUCAAGCCAUGGAACAGGAGAACAAGCUCCUCCGCAAACAGGUGGAGCAACUCGAGGAACAGUUGGAUGCGAAGGUGGACGGCAGCGGAAGGUCUUCAUCGGAGUCUAAUCCGCUGAAAAGGAAUAGACAUAGUGCAUCGGAGCUGCGUGUUGAGGUAAAGCAGCUUCAAAAACAAGUCAGGGCAUUGCAGAGGCUACAAGUCCCCGCAAUGAAUGAGCCAGGAGACCAAGAGCGAGACUUCCAGGCAGACGACUCCGCACAUUCCCUGCGGAAGAUUCUGCGGGAGGUCUCAGACUUGGUGGAGGCGGCGACCAUCGACGACGACCAAUCGUGCGACCAAUGCGGCAAGUUGCUACAUGUAGAGAAAGCACACAGACUGAAGAUCCGACCCAACCCACAGAAGACCAAGGUAGAAGAAAUGAAGUGCCCCACAUGCGACACGGUAUGCCUCCGUGAAGACGUCGAAGCCGUGAGGUUCACGGAAGAGCAACGAUGGGACCAUCUCCUCAAGGUCACACGACGAUGGGCCAAGGUGGACUUCCGAAACCGCGAUGCGGGCUCGACGGACGCAGAGAACCUUGAAGAUGACUGGAUCGACGACGGGGAAACGACAGAAGCAGGGGCUUCCAGCACGGCGCGCUCGGACGACCGCGCCCAUAGUGCACUUUCGAGCUCUCCAGAGCCUCAAAAGCGGGCGAUCGAGUCCCCGACACGCCUGCGCAAGCGGGCCCGCGUCUCGUCUGAGCCGGAAGAGGACGAGCAGCCCUUUGAGUGA
Epithele typhae is the source of this 1449-nucleotide messenger RNA. RefSeq lists its product as uncharacterized. Bases 1 to 1449 code for a protein of 482 amino acids. NCBI's taxonomy places the organism in Eukaryota, Fungi, Basidiomycota, Agaricomycetes, Polyporales, Epitheliaceae. The transcript has 12 exons. The record is from RefSeq and is a predicted model, not a curated record.